Molecule: messenger RNA, 1566 nt
Organism: Scedosporium apiospermum
Lineage: Eukaryota; Fungi; Ascomycota; Sordariomycetes; Microascales; Microascaceae
Product: Amine oxidase
Exons: 4
Coding region: 1-1566 (521 amino acids)
Molecular function (GO): oxidoreductase activity
Source: RefSeq, a predicted model, not a curated record
AUGGUCUACUCUACUGAGGGUUUCACCUGGACUCCUUCCGGGGGUCGCCGUGAUGGCCUCCAAACGAUCGGUGCCAUUGUCCCUCCGACACAUACUGCCGAGUCUCAACCCGAGGACGGUGUGUACGAUGUCAUCGUAAUUGGUGCUGGAUAUGCGGGCCUGGUUGCUGCUCGCGACCUAGCUACCCAGGGCAAGAAGACAUUGCUUCUCGAAGCUCGCGACCGAAUCGGCGGGCGCACGUGGCACGCUACCAUUAACGGAUUUAACUAUGAGAUGGGGGGAACAUGGAUCCAUUGGCACAUGCCUCACAUCUACCGUGAGGUAUCCUACUACGGGCUUCACAAUGACUGGAUCGUCACCCAGAAUCCCCGUGGUAAAGAAGAUUACUUCACGGCCACGACUGGCUCCGAUCAACGGACCCUGACCCACGAGGAAGAGGCUGAGGAGACCGGCCGAGUGUUCCGCGAUUUCUGCAACGUCGACGGGGACGAUCUGAAACAUGCUUGGAAAUACGCCUUCGGUACGGGUCAGUCUCCCGAGAAAAUGGCUGAGUGGGACAAGCUCUCUUGCCAGGACAGGCUGGAUCAGAUUCGGGACAAAUUCACACCAGAGGAGCUUACGAUGCUGGAAGGCCAGCUGCUCCAGAUGGGCGGUAAUACCCUUGAUAAGCUCGGCCUUCUCGGUACUCUGCGCUGGUGGUCGUUGGGUUCGCAUACUCCCACUGGGCUCAAUGACAUUGCUCUUCACACUCGGCUUCGCAGCGGCCAGAGUGAGCUGCACAGGCGUAUCUUUGACCACACCCUGUCGACGGGCAACUUGUCCUACAGCUUCCGCACCCCAAUAGAGCGGGUUGAGGAUGCGGCUGGCGUCGUCACCGUGACUGCCAGAGACGGCAAAAUAUACAAGGCCAAGUCUGUUAUCUGCACUAUCCCUCUCAACGUCCUCUCGUCCGUUGAGUUCCUCCCACCGCUUCCCGCAGACAAGCAAGAGGCUUUGCAAUAUAAGUCCGUCAACAGGUGCAACAAGAUCCAUGUCGACCUUCUCGGGCCCGACUAUCUCUCCUGGGCCUCUAUCGGCACCCCAGGAAAGGGUUUGAUAUCGGCGUUUGGAGAUCACCUUACCAACGCGGAUAACUCCCAUCUCGUCUGCUUUGGCCCUGACCCAGAGAGCCCUCUCGGUCUUUCCCUCGACGAUAUCGACGCAGUCAAGGCUGCCGUGGUCCAGCUUCUGCCCAAGAAAAAGCAGAGCGAGGCCAUCAUUACCCGAAUUAUCUAUACUAACUUGUAUAACAAGGUUUCUCACGAUUGGAAUAGUGAUGAGUUCGCUAAUGGAACCUGGUGCUUCAUGCCCCCCGAAGCUACCACUAAAUACCUUACCGUCCUUCAGAGACCCCAUGGUAAUGUCUAUUUUGCCAGUGCAGACUGGUCAGACGGCUGGUGCGGAUGGAUCGAUGGGGCGGUUCAGAGCGGUAUGGAAAUGGCGAGGGACGUUAUUCAGCAUCAGAAGAAGGCUUCGGAGCUUGAGAAGGCAGCUUUGUUGAAGCCCAUUAUUCCUAAUGGUAUUUGA